GAGAGAGAUGGCCAAACAGCCGGCCAAUGCUCCUACCGGUUGUAACCCGUUGCACCAGCCGGAGGGAGUUUCAGCAAACAAACCGGAUAAUGUCUUUAACCAAACGUCCGCAGCAUACCCGGCCCCUCAGCCAGCACAAUCCAACGAGAGCAAAACUUUAUGUCCCACGGAAAAUAAACCAGGAGAACCGGGAGAAGUCAAAGUCUAUGGGACGUUUAAAAACGCCGCUCUGCCGGUGCCUGGAUCCGUGGCUGCUCUCUCGGCUGCCCGGGAUAUCCCUGUCCAGUACGGGGACCCGCUUAGGGUCACCGGGGAUCAAAACAAUGCAUCGGGCAACUGGACCACCAUGAGCCAGACCACCAUCAUUCUGGGCGCAGAUGGCAACACGUCUGUUCAGCCCGGCGGGGUGAUGUGGGAGGAAGACGAGGACGAGAGUGGAGAUGAGAAUAAGGCCAGGGGAAACUGGACUAAUAAAUUGGAUUUCAUCCUGUCCAUGGUUGGCUAUGCGGUGGGACUGGGAAACGUGUGGAGGUUUCCAUACCUUGCCUUCCAAAAUGGUGGAGGUGCUUUUUUGAUCCCCUACCUUAUAAUGUUGUGCCUCGCCGGGAUCCCUAUCUUUUUAUUGGAGGUUUCCCUGGGUCAGUUUGCCAGCCAGGGCCCCGUGUCCGUGUGGAAAGCCAUCCCGGCUCUGCAAGGUUGCGGGAUUGCCAUGUUGAUAAUAUCUGUCUUGAUAGCCAUAUACUAUAACAUUAUUAUGUGCUGGACACUGUACUACCUGUUCGCUUCGUUGAAGGGCUCACUGCCAUGGGCUAACUGUAAGAACGAGUGGAACACGUUGGACUGUAAGGACAAAGACAUGCUUCUCUUAGACACGUGUAUCCUCCAUGAUAAAAACAUCACCUCUGUAAAGAACAGCUCGUUCUGUCUGUCGGCUCAAGCCAUUGGAAACCUGACCAAACUGGUUAACAUGACCUUUCCGGAUAACAAAACCUACGUCAGCCCCAGCGAGGAGUACUUCAAGUACAAUGUCUUGCACAUCUCCAAAGGGAUAGAGUACCCUGGAGACAUCCGCUGGCCCCUCGCAGGCUGCCUGUUGCUGGCCUGGUUGAUAGUCUACCUCUCCCUGGCCAAAGGAAUCAAGUCAUCAGGGAAAGUGGUGUAUUUCACAGCUACGUUCCCCUAUGUGGUUCUGGUCAUUCUGUUGUUCAGAGGAGUGACCCUCCCAGGGGCUGGUGACGGCAUCCUCUACUUCAUCACACCCAAGUGGGAGAAACUCAAUGAUGCUAAGGUUUGGAAGGAUGCUGCCACCCAGAUUUUCUUCUCUCUGUCAGCAGCCUGGGGAGGCCUCAUCACACUGUCUUCUUACAACAAGUUCCACAACAACUGCUACAGGGACACCAUCAUAGUGUGCAUAGUUAACAGUGCCACCAGUAUAUUCGCUGGGUUCGUCAUCUUUUCCGUCAUUGGAUUCAUGGCCCACGAACUGAAGGUGCCCAUUGAGAAGGUGGCUGAUGAAGGUCCAGGCAUAGCAUUCGUGGUGUACCCAGAGGCUCUGACCAGACUCCCACUCUCUCCGUUCUGGGCCAUCAUCUUCUUCCUCAUGCUGCUGACCCUCGGCCUGGAUACCAUGUUUGCCACCAUUGAGACCAUAGUGACGUCGGUGUCAGACGAGUUCCCCCAGUACCUGAGAAAGAACAAGCCUCUGUUCACACUCAUCUGUUGUGCAUGUUUCUUCUUCCUGGGAUUCCCUAUGGUCACAGAGAAUGGGAUGUACAUGCUCCAGUUGGUGGACACAUACGCUGCCUCUUACUCUCUGGUAAUCAUUGCCAUCUGUGAGCUGAUCGGAAUCUCCUACUUCUAUGGCCUGCAGAGGUUCUGCGAGGACAUUGAAAUGAUGAUUGGCUUCCAACCAAACCGCUUCUGGAGAAUCUGCUGGGCCUUUGUGACUCCUACCAUUCUGACUGGUAUCCUGGGGCUGAGUCUGUACCAGUGGAAGGUGAUGACCUAUGAGGACUACACCUACCCCACCUGGUCCAUGGUGAUGGGCUGGCUGAUGGUGUUGUGUUCUGUCAUCUGGAUCCCAAUCAUGUUUGUCAUCAAAAUGCACUUGGCCCCAGGCAGCUUUACAGAGCGUCUGAAGCUGGUGUGUUCCCCUCAGCCCGAUUGGGGUCCCUUCCUGGCCAAGCACAGAGGGGAGCGCUACAAGAACAUGAUGGACCCCCAUGGAUCCAACUCCCUGGGCCUCAAACUGCCCCCCAAAGAUUUCCAGCUGGGCGCCUACCAGUAGCAGCCUCCACUACAACCACCACCGCCACUUCAGCAGGGGCACCAGGGGAGAGAGAGAGCAGCAGCCUACCACUGCCCUCUCCCACACCUAUUCCUCUUUUUUCCUGUUCUCCACUCUACUCUCUUCAUCUCUCCUGUUUCCUUCCUCUUUCCCAUCAAUGUGGGUGAGAGAAAAGCAAGCCAACACAUAUCCCACUUUUUUUCCUGGUUCUCCUGUUCACCUCCCCUGCUCCCUUCUACACUCUAUAGCAAAGUGGGGCUGCCCUCCUCUACAACAUUGCUUUCUCUGGCAGGCACCCAUGCUAUACCCUGUCCUCUCUCUCCUUAACCCCUGACCUGAGAAUGGUCUGUCCUCUGCCUCCUGCCCAUGCACAGCCAUUACGCCAGAACCCUUUCUUACUGAGGGGAUCUCUAUUCCAAGAGAAAAAUGUACCGUGUCACAAUAUUGCAAUGGCAAUAUUCAACUGCUCAUGGCAAAAAAAUCAAAUCAAAUUUUAUUUGUCACAUGCUUCGUUAACAACAGGUGAAGACUAACAGUGAAAAUCUUACUUACGGGUCCUUUUCCAACAAUGAAGAGUUAAAGAUACAUUUAAAAAAUAAAAUAGUGACAGAAGGAAUACAUACACAGGGAUUAACGAAUAACAAUAAUGGAGUAAAAAUAACAUGGUACUGGUACUCCCUGUAUAUAGCAGAGUCGAUGUGCAGGGGUACGAGGUAAUUGAGGUAGAUUUGUAUAUAUAGGUAAGGGUAUAAAGUGGCUUUGUGUGUGUGACUGUGUGUGUGGAGUCAGUAUGCAUUUGUGUGUGUGUGUGUGUGUUGGGGUGCCAGUGUAAGUAUGUGUGAGUGUGUGGGUAGAGUCCAGUGUGUGCUCAUAGAGUCAGUACAAGAGAGUUAGUGCAAAAAAGGGGCAAUGCAGGUAGUUCGGGUAGCCAUUUGAUUUAGGUAUUAAGAGGUCUUGUUUAUCAGUCUUAUGGCUUGGGGGUAGAAGCUGUUCAGGGUCUUAUUGGUUCCAGACUUGGUGCACUGGUACCGCUUGCCGUGUGGAAGCAGAGAGAACAGUCUGUGGUUUGGAUGGAGUUUUUGACAAUUUUGUGUGAUCCUUCCACUGACAACGCCUGGUGUAGAGGUCCUGGAUGGCAGGGAGGGAGUUCGACCCCAGUGAUGUACUGGGCCAAACUGACCACCCUCUGUAGCGCCUUGCGGUCAGACGCCUUGCAGUUGCCGUACCAAGCGGCGGUGCAGCUUGUCAAGAUGCAGCUCUUGAACUUUUAUGAGGAUCUGAGGGCCCAUGCCAAAUCUUUUCAGCCUCCUGAGGUGGAAGAGGCGCUGUCGUGCCCUCUUCACAACUGUGUGGGUGUAUGUGGACCAUGUUAGUUCCUUAGUGAUGUGCACACAGAGGAACUUGAAGCUCUCGAACCACUCCACUACAUCUGGACUAGUCCCUAUGGAGGUGUGUGUGCAUGUGUGUGUGCAUGCGUGCGUGUGUGUGUGUGUGAUUGUUUUAUUCUUGUAUCUAUGUGUAUAGUGAUAAUGGAAAAUCCUCCACAAACAAAAAGGCACAAAAAAUCUAAUUGAUGGACUGAGAAAUAUUGGUAUUCAUCAGACUCUGAUCUAUGGGACAUUAUGAUAUAUAUAUUCAUUCUUUUUUUAAUGAAAUAGGCAAUACAAGUAAAAUCAACUGCCUAGAAAGUAUGCAGUAUGGUUCAUUUUCAUAGAUUAUAUUUGUUCCUGUCAAACUAUAUACACAUUAAAUAGGAGUAUAUAUAUAUAUAUAUAUAUAUAUAUAUAUAUAUAUAUAUAUAUAUAUAUAUAUAUAUAUAUAGGAGCAACUUAUAUAUAAGUGUAUAUUUAUAUAUAUAUAUAUACACACUCUUAUUUAAAGUGCAGGCUCCUUUGCUUUAGCUGAAUAAAUGAAGUUACCUGCAAGAUAAGGAAAUGCCUAUCGCUAAUUACUUUAACUAUAAACACUUUAGUCUCUACUAUCUCUAAAAAAAAUGUAUCGUAAUCAAUUUAGCACAUUAAUACAGUCGUGUAGUCGAUCCUUUCUUUAGUAGCUUAAGAUAUGCAAAACGGCCAUGUGAAAUUGUAGUGAUUCUUCUCAGUGUUUAGAAUAGUCCAAUGGCCUUUGUGUGCAUAACAAUUAAACCAACUAUUUAUUGCUGUAGACAUGUGUUGUGAUCUAGUCAUGGCAACUAUGGAAUCUCCCUCUUUCCUCAUACGCAACUUCUGUAGGGUAACACACACAUAUAUAUAUAUAUAUAUAUAUAUAUAUAUAUAUAUAUACACAAGAGAGAAUGUGUAUUGCUCCAGAUGUUUUUUCCUGUAUUGCUCCAGAUGUUUUUUCCUUGCCGGCUGUGUAAGCUGUAUCUUGUACACCUUUUAAAAAGAGAUGUGUGUUGACUUAGUGCGUGCUAGUGUUGUCACAUCCCCACAAUGUUAGGAGCAACUUGUAGAUAUGUGUGUAGGUAGUGUAUAGAAUAUGGCCUUUUUUCCCCCUGGAACUGUACUUAUCUUAUUAUAUGUGGUAGAGCUCUGGGGGGGGGGCACUUUGGAUUUGUCUCAAAUGGCACUCUAUUCCCUAUGAAGUGCAAUACUUUUGAAUAAGUGAGUGAGUCCUAUGACCAUUCAAAAGUACUGCACAAAAUGGGGUGUCAUUUGAGAUUUGUACUUUGCCAUUUUUAGAUGUGUACUUCGUCAUUCUCUUUGUUUUCAUGAAACAGGGUGUCAGGUAUACUUGAUUCCAGGUCUGCCUACUUUUGUAGAUGUAUAAUUAACAACAGCAUUCUACAUGGAAGAAAUAGACAGUAGAACUUCCACAAUUUCUACCUUAAUAGGGGAGACAUAGAAAGAAAAAAAAGAAAAUCCUUCAAAAUGAGCCUGUUCUCUCUUUUUUGCGCACUAUUAUAAAAUCAUGAGGAAUUCUAGCUCAGUAGGGCAUCAAGGAAUGUCUUGGUCAAAUCCCACUGCACUGACCAAAAUGUAUCUUUACCUAGGGCACUGGAGUUGAAUGAGAGAUGGUUGGCACAUAAUUUCCCUUCUAAAUCUUGUUAAAAACUCUUCUCUAUGGACAGAAUUGGCCCAUAACAGUUACAUGUCUUACCUAGAACCCUAAGAAAAUUGGAACAGUGUCUGCUUCCCUAAUGGCAACCUUAUACAACUUUUGACCAGGGCCCAUACUGUAGGAGUCCAAGUAGUGCACUAUAUAUGGAACAAGUUGCCAUUUGGGACACAUCCAGAAAGUGUAGGGGUCAAGACUUCAAUCUGACAGUGACAACACACGACUACCUGCCAGCCUGCCGCAAGCUAUCCAGAGGGCCAGUAAGCAAAUUGACUGGCCACUAAGGUUGCUUUUCAUAUUACACGUCAGGCAACCAAUCUGCCUUGCUUUCUGUCCAAUUACCAACGUGACUGGGGAUGCGUUCUUUAAAAAGCAAUUAGAUCCGAUUUCUUUUCCCGCGUUCACAGGAAGUUGGAUGUGUAAUUUCUGUUCAAUGUAAACAUGCCUGGAUUAAAACAGCUGUGUUUAGAUGGCCGGGUCUUUUAACGCUGCAGGCGUGUGUUCUUCGAGUGGGGCCGGAUGUAGUUAAUUGGAAGCUGUAGAUAUAUGGGAAGCAAUAAGACAAGCGUGCCAGUGAGAUUUGAGUCAGACGAGUGAGUCUAGGCAAGGCCCAUGCUGUUUAAUUACUGUGAAAUUAAAAGCAACAUGGGCUGCUAAUUGUCUAGAAAGGUACAGGUCUCUAAAAGGGGAAAAAAACAUUCAACCCUAUUUCUGAAGUAGCUUGUCUGUUGUAGCCUACAAAUGUUGCUUUGUGUUGAUAUGUAAUGCAUCUUAUCUCCCUUGUUUUGUGUGUGUGUGCCCCUGACCCCUUUUUUUAAGAACUCAGUCGUGGUCUCAAUUUACUGUUGAGUACCAUUUCAAAAUUUGGUUGUGCAUCAGUUUUUCUCUUAUGUCAGUCACUUACAAUCACUCAAUUAGCCCAUGUCAGCUAAAAAAUGUUUUAGAUUGGUUAGUUAGUCUAGUCAGCUAUCUAAACUUGUAGUAAUCAUGGUGGAAUUACCGCCCGGGCACGUGCCCAGGGGCCCUGACCUCCAGAGGGCCCCAUUGAUUUUGUUAGUCACUCUCAGUCAUAUAUCCUAUUAGCAUGGCAUGAGUCAUGGAAAAAUCUGUAGAAUUGAAGGAAAUUAGCUUCAAAACUGAAGGGGAAAAAAUCUCUCCACCCUAUGGAAAAAUGAGUGUAAUUGCAGGAUAUUAGUUAUACAAUUGUAAAGAAAUCUCUCUGCCCCAUGCCAAAUUCUCUUAGAAUUGCAGCAAACUUGCUGUAAAACUGCAACAUUUUCUCUACGCCCAAUUGCAAAAUGUGUAGAAUUGCAGGAAAUUAGCUCCAAAACAAAUAAAAGUUCUCCCUGUCAUCAACUGAGGCGCCACUAAAAUGUUUUGCCUGUGAGGCGGCGGGCUACCAACAAAAAUUAUGCUUAGGGCCCCCCAAAAGGCUAGGGAUGGUUCUGUUGGGGGUAAAAAAAAAAUAAAAAAAAAAUAAUAUAUAUAUAUAUAUAUAUAUAUAUAAAAAUAUAUAUAUAAAAAAUAUAUAUUGUGUUUGUCACUCACUUGAAUGCAAGGAUGAUUGAACGAGCAAGUCAGGUUUUAAAAUGAUUUUUGCCUCUUCGUGUGUUUCACGACUGUACACUCCUGUAUACACAUGAUCAAUUAUCUUCCAAUGACAGAGAGAGAGAAAUAAAGAGAGUCAGAGAGAGAGAUCAUUUUUGCGGUGUGACAGAUGGUAACGUUUGAGCUAGGCAAUUCAUGAAGUGGCGGCAGAUACCCGAGCGGUUAAGAGCAUUGGGCCAGUAACCGAAAGGUCGCUGCUUCGAAUCCCCGAGCUGACUGGGUGAAAAACCUGUCAAUGUGCCCUUAUGCAAGGCACUGAACCCUAAUUGCUCUGGAUAAGAGCAUCUGCUAAGUGACUAAAAUGUAAAUGUGAGCUCUGGUUGGAAUAACUGUCUUUGUGUAGCCAAUUUGAUGCUUUCUUUGAGGAAAUGGGGAUUAGCUUUCUGUUUUCAACAGCAUUGAUCGAUUGAACAGGAAACGUUAGAAAGCUAGCAUGUGCUGUUUGUGUUCCUGUGCUUCUGUGUCUAUGUAUGCUCUCUCCCUUCUCACGUCUGCUUCCUCCUCUCCUCUCUUCUCCCCCUCUCCCCCUUGCAUGUCUCCUUGAGCGUGCUUUAUGUUCCUCAAAGCACUGUCAAACCAGGGUUAUAGUUUACCCCGGUAUUUUCCUUCGCAAAGAAAAAUACAAAAUAAUAAACUUUCCAUUGCUAUACCUGUGGGUCAACUUUGGGCAGUAGGUAACCAAAGAAGGAUAACAAUUUUUUUAUCAGAACAUAGGGUUCUGAAAAAAAAAAAAAAAAUUUUUUUUUUGAAAAGUGCUAUUUGCAUUUAGGAGAUUGAGAUACUGCCAUUCAUAUCCCACCUAGUGAUCCUUGAUGUUUGCCAAUAUGUUACAAAACAUCUUCAGGUAACCAUUGGCCUUAUAGUUGUCCUCUAACAGUAAAAUAUUGUAUGUAACUGAAGAC
Messenger RNA from Oncorhynchus kisutch (coho salmon), 7854 nucleotides. Its product is annotated as sodium- and chloride-dependent glycine transporter 2-like. Gene Ontology annotation, biological process: nitrogen compound transport; sodium ion transmembrane transport; amino acid import across plasma membrane. Gene Ontology annotation, cellular component: plasma membrane. Bases 8 to 2287 code for a protein of 759 amino acids. Gene Ontology annotation, molecular function: amino acid:sodium symporter activity. The transcript has 15 exons. The record is from RefSeq and is a predicted model, not a curated record. Lineage: Eukaryota; Metazoa; Chordata; Actinopteri; Salmoniformes; Salmonidae.